Cannabis sativa is the source of this 1278-nucleotide messenger RNA. RefSeq names its product syntaxin-51. Gene Ontology annotation, cellular component: SNARE complex; endomembrane system. Gene Ontology annotation, biological process: vesicle fusion; intracellular protein transport. Gene Ontology annotation, molecular function: SNARE binding; SNAP receptor activity. The transcript has 2 exons. The coding region runs from base 388 to 1089 and encodes 233 amino acids. NCBI's taxonomy places the organism in Eukaryota, Viridiplantae, Streptophyta, Magnoliopsida, Rosales, Cannabaceae. The record is from RefSeq and is a predicted model, not a curated record.
GGAAUUAGGAAAAGAUAUCCUAAUCACGAGUGGGUUAGUUGUGUAGCAAAAAUAAAAUAAAAAUGAAAUUAAAAAGACAACCUUCAUUCUCAACCGUUCAGAUAUAUUAUGAGACUUAAUCUUGGCCGUCCAUUUGCACAUCAUUUUGCUAUAAAUAGAGCCCCCUGACGAAGUUUCCAGGUCUUCUGAUCAUUUUUUUAUGGGUUCCGAACUUCCGAUUAGAUUGGAUUGGUGUUGAUCUUCUUCCAAUUUAGGGUUUAUCAUCAUCCGAAGAAGAAUCGGUUUGUACAUUAAUGGUUGAAACCUGGACUUAAUUUCCUCACUAGGCAAAUCCUUGUUUGCAACUCCGCGUUUGGCUUUGUUACCCUAAUUUCUCAAAUCGUUUUGAUGGCAUCUUCUUCGGAUUCAUGGAUGAAAGAAUACAGUGAAGCAGUGAAGCUUGCUGAUGAUAUCAAUGGGAUGAUAUCAGAACGAAGUUCACUGUCUGGAUCAGGCCCAGAAAUGCAGCGUCAUAGCUCUGCUAUAAGGAGAAAGAUUACAAUUUUAGGCACUAGACUUGAUAGCUUACACUCCCUUCUAUCAAAGCUUCCUGGGAAGCACCCUUUAUCAGAUAAAGAGAUGAAUCGACGUAAAGACAUGCUUGGAAAUCUUAAGUCAAAAGUGUCACAAAUGGCUUCAACAUUGAACAUGUCAAACUUUGCUAAUAGGGACAGUUUACUUGGUCCUGAAAUAAAGCCUGCUGAUGCCAUGGGCAAGGCAGCUGGUUUGGACAAUAAUGGGCUUGUUGGUUUCCAAAGACAAGUGAUGAGAGAGCAAGAUGAAGGGCUUGAGAAGUUGGAGGAGACUGUUAUAAGCACAAAACAUAUUGCAUUGGCAGUUAAUGAAGAACUAGAUUUACACACUAGACUUAUUGAUGAUUUGGACUACCAUGUGGAUGUUACAGACUCUAGACUGCGCAGAGUGCAAAAGACCUUGGCAAUUAUAAACAAGCGCACCAAGGGUGGUUGCUCCUGCAUGUGCAUGUUGUUAUCUGUUGUUGGGAUUGUGGCUUUGGCUGCUAUCAUAUUUCUGCUAGUCAAAUACCUUUAAUAAGAAAGAAUCACGAGAUUACAACACUUGUGCUUCUUUGUGUGGUUUGACUUUUACUAUAAUGGCUGUGAUAUAGUAUAUUGUUUUUGUGCAUUUGUGAAGAUUUGUGGAUAAUUCAAAUUACUUGUUUGGUGUGUCAUUUGGCACCAUUUUCUCAAUUGAAUUUUCAGGUUGUGUUGAUUUGAUAAA